AUGCGUUUCUCAUUCACAACCAUCUCCCUGGCACUUUUGGCUCUCUCAUCUGCCUCACCAGUCCCCAACCCAAAAACCUCCACCAAAACCGCUGCCGCUGAUGUCGCCAAAGCGGCAUCAACCCAAGCAGCUACUGCCAAAGCAGCCAAAGGCGCAACCGCCGCGACUGCAGCGACUGCAGGAAGUGUCCUGACAUCCGCAGCCUACAACGACUUCCAAAUCAGCUCCGGAACGGCAGGGAAAGCAGAAGCAGAAGCCAACGCACUAUUUGCCGACAUCGACACCUCAAAUCUCGCCGCUGUCUCGGCGAGCGAUCUGAAGAUCAUCCAGGCGACCCACGAUGUUGCUGAGGAUGCCGAGGUGGAGGCUUUCAACCCUGCGGUCGACGCUGCAACUGGUGAUGCCGCUACCGCUCUCCAGAACGGCAAGAUAAAGAACAAGGUCCUCAAGCUCACUGCUACCGUCUUGGCCCUCCAGGUUAAGGGAGCACAGGGAGGUGAUGAUUCUAAGCUUGCGGCUGAACAGACCAAGCUGGCGAAGAACAUCCAGCUGGAUGUCGCUGCUGCGGGGGAACCUUCGACUGCUGUGCCAUUUACUGGUUCUACGUAG
This is a messenger RNA of Venustampulla echinocandica, 609 nucleotides long. RefSeq lists its product as uncharacterized. NCBI's taxonomy places the organism in Eukaryota, Fungi, Ascomycota, Leotiomycetes, Helotiales, Pleuroascaceae. The record is from RefSeq and is a predicted model, not a curated record. The transcript has 2 exons. Bases 1 to 609 code for a protein of 202 amino acids.